AUGCGUCUAACAAAGUUAUGUCAAACCUUCAAACGCAAUAAAUUGGCUCAUAACAAGGCAUCAAACGAGAUAUACAUUUAUACUCCAUUACCCAUUCAUAAAAACGGUUACAUAAUCGAAUUUCGUCAUUCUCGUUUCUCAGAAGUAUACUACUACAAAUAUAAAGAAAAUGGCGACGGUACUUUAACAAAGUACGGAUAUUUGAUUUGUGAUAAUUAUCCUCACGUAAAUAGUAGUAAGUUUGGUAAAAAUCAUAAUGAUAAGAGCAGGGCGAUUGAUUAUAAAAUGUCAUUUCAUAGUAACGAUAAAGAAUGCAUAUUUUAUCAAACCGUCGCCGAUAAAGUACAAAUCGCUCUAGAAAAACGUUGGAUGAAUGAAUUAAGGCAGAAAGAAAGAGUAGAAGUUUCCGCCACUAAUGAUGAGAAUGACUUGUUCAAUAAUGAAUGGUCUGAUUUAAUGCAACAUAAUAACAAUUUGUUUAUCUCCGAUAAUAUACAACGUAGAAGGUUGGCUGAAAUAUUGGAUAAAUCGGAUCAAAUUAUUCCUCAAAAUAUUCCUCGAAAUUUACCCAAAUUGUUUACUCAAAAUCUACCUUUGAUAGAUAAUCAAUUAUCUGAUAAUCCUUCUAAUCCUUUAAAUAAUAAUUAUAACUGUGAAAUUUUCACUCCGCCGCUUUCCCCUAAAACCCCCCCUUCUUCUCCGACUGAAAAUUAUAAACAUUUUUCUCCAAAGAGUUUGCUGAAUAUGAAUAUAAGGCAGCGUGAUAGAGAUAGAGACCAAAAUAAAGAAAAGGCUAGAAAAUUGGUUCAUUUAACUCAUCCUAAAUUCAGUAGGCAAGCUCCUUCCGUACAUGUUUAUGAUCCUGAGGAUAAUUUAAUUUAUAAAGGUUGUCGAUGUGAAUAUUGUAUGACUGGUGAUUAUAAUGAAUAG
Funneliformis geosporum is the source of this 930-nucleotide messenger RNA. Lineage: Eukaryota; Fungi; Glomeromycota; Glomeromycetes; Glomerales; Glomeraceae. The record is from the annotation of a GenBank genome assembly.